Molecule: messenger RNA, 11887 nt
Organism: Porites lobata
Lineage: Eukaryota; Metazoa; Cnidaria; Anthozoa; Scleractinia; Poritidae
Source: the annotation of a GenBank genome assembly
AUGCCAAUAUUGCCAAGAAUGAUGAGAGUUUCUCUUCUAUGCAUUCUUACCGCUACUUUAGUGUUUCAAAUCGUUCAUCAAACUACCAUCAAGGAUGAAGAUUUGAUUGGUAAGUUUGCUCAAUCCUAUAGUGAAAGCUCAUAUCUUCUUGAAUAUCAAAAGCGAUAGCUGGUUAAGUUACAGGGAAGAAAUGACAAUUUGAAACCAUUAUAGUUUUUACGUUUUUUCUUCAGCCAAUUGCAGAAAUCCUUUGGGAUUGGAAUCUCGCAAAAUACCAGACGGCGCUUUGUGGGCUUCAUCAGCGUUUAACAAAGAUUUUAGCAUGUUUGGGCCUCAGAGAGCCAGGCUUCGUUUGGACCAACCGCCUCGAGGUUAUCGUGCUGACGCUUCUAGCGUUGACACAAAUGGGUCUUAUAUUACUGUAGAUUUAGGAAACGACACCGUAGUAACAGGCGUUUCAACUCAGGGAUAUGGAGAUACAACAGUGCAAGAGUGGGUUACUAAGUACAAUUUGAUGUUCUUAAAUGGCAUUGAUUUUUCGCCCUUCAAGGAAACCAGCGGCGCAACUAGGGUAAGACAAUUUACUAUUUGUAUGGCAAAAACUUUUUAAGAUUCCGACAUUUAGGCCCGUUGACUUGGCUUAGUUCGAAUCGAGUCAACAGUACGGACACUGUUGAAAAGCCAUUUGUAUAGAACACUCUCUAUCUGCUGCGCUUAAAAACAUAUUUUUUAGACAGAGCUAAACGAGAAGACAAUGCCGGUAAUUUUUUGGCCUGUCUUGACAAACGAUGCGACCGAUUUCUUCUUCCGUCGCUUUUGAGUCAACCCACUUAACUAAUCCUCCUCCUCCUCCUCCUCCUCAUCAUCAUCAUCAUCAUCAUCGUCGUCGUCAUUAUCAUCAUCACCAUACUGAAUCACCCGACUAAAUCAGCGAACUAAUAUUUCAAAAUCACUGCAAAACGCUUUGGCUUGGUUUAAGCACUAUUUUCUUUUGAAAUGGAGCUACCUUUUGAAAGUUUUGUUUUUAUGAUCUGUUCAAAGGAAUACUUGGUUACACUUUAGUCGUAUACUAUGCAGGUGAUUCAACUUUUUGAAUCUUUUUUUUUGUUAAUUAACCUUGAUUAACUUUACACGCGGCCGCUUAUGGAAAAAUACAAAUUCAAUUCAACUUUAGACCUUUCAAGGUGCCCAGAAAGUAGAAUUAUUGCCCUAUAUUAAUAUUGAUACAACUUUCUUGCUAAAGAAAGUUUUUUCGAGUUACGUACCUGAAAUAUAAAGAAGUGCUUUAAUUUGGGCCUUCAUGCACCGCCACUACAUCCGUAAAUAUAUAAUUAUCUUUUUGUUUAACUAUUUUUUAAAUGCGAAUUCUUAAGAUGACGUUUCAGGCAGAGUCAAUUUGUCUUGUUCUCUUUAAAGCCAAAUAGGAACCCCCAACUGUUUAAAAGGUCAAACAUAAAAUAGUUGAUUGCUUUGACGGAACGGAAGCCAGUCCCUGGCUCUGAAAGAUGAAAACUUCCGGCCAGGUUCUUAUGAGUCAGAAGAACAAGAACGUUGUUUAAAAAUACAGCGGAAACUGUUGAUGAAACCAUAGCUGUAUUAGAAACAUCAAGUUAUGUAACUUUUAGACGAAUAUGAUAAGAAUUUGUUAAGAAUAUCUGAAAUGAAACUGGUCGCGACGUUUAUAGCUUUAGUUCUUAGAGCACUUCUAUUACUAACCUUGCCUAUAUUUUCUAGAGGUAAUAUUCUAAAUAAUGUAUUUUCUUGUGCUACUGAAUAUUACAUUUUGACCAGUUUAACAUUCAGGCAAAGAUGGUCUCUUUUUAUUCAAAUCUUCUUGGAAUUCUAAUGGCCAUUUAUGCUAAGGUCAAUUUAUUGGUGUAAUUAUUCACGACGGCUAGCGCGCUGCGUUUUAAUUUCAGAUUACGAUGUCGCAUUAUUUCAAUUUAGCAUAAAAGCGAAAGACGCAUUUUAAAGGCACAGAAUGUAAUUUAGGAUCAAUCAUCAAAAACGAAACUUACUGCUCAAGGGAAAAGUCGUAGACUGUUGAUUAAACCGCAUGUAAUAACAAAUGUCAAACCAAAUGGUUCCAAAUUCUUUUGCUGGAAAUUCCCUUUUAAUAAAGGCUCCCAGCCCGGCCAAAAAGAGACAAACUAUCCAGCGCGAAAAGACAAAAUUUUGCUUCCUAUCACUAUUCUUCUCACUUCUUUCCUUCUUUUUUUCUUUUUGCUAGGUAUUUGAUAUGGUCCAUUUCGGUGGGAUUUGUUUCCGCGAAAACUUUAAUCGUGAAAUGAUUUGAAAGGACAUGUACGUCGAUGCAAUGUGUAGCAAGAUUUUCAUUCGAUUUCUUGUUCAACUUAAGACAUUUUUUAGCUAUUUUUUUGUGGCCUGUUUGGCUGAAUCUUACUUAUUCAGGUUUAGGUCGAAAAAUAUCUUUCUCAUGCACAAGUUAGGAGUCAAAGAGAUGCGGAGCCACACGGGCAGUUUACUUACAAGCGGUUCAAGUGUGAAUCGGUUAAAACAUUAUAGCCACAUUUGAUGUUUUGAUUGUCGCUGUGGCAAUUGUAAUUAGUUGCCGAUUCUGUUGUUGGUGAAAUAAAUUUUCAGUGUUUUACAUUGCCUUUUUUUGUAUCGCAUCAUCAAGAAAAGUAAAAGGACUUUUCCAAGACCACAUCUCUCACCACUAGGUUAAUUUUCUCUUGAAGAACUUCACCGGAAAUGUAGACGUCAACGGAGUGCAACACCAUGAUGUCCCUCUUCCUGUUAUUACGUCAACCGUUAUGAUAAAACCGCUGGAGUGGAACAACAACGUGGGUCUACGAAUGGAGUUGUACGGCUGUAACCCGGGUAAUGGCGUGACAGGAUUUUGUUUUGUUGUUGUCCUUGUUGCUGUUGUUUCUUAUUUGUUUUGAGUUAUAAAACAUUCUUACCCCCCUCAGCUUUCAAAUGAAGAAGUUAUUUCUAUUUAUUCUCGGUUUUCACAUGACGUCACAAAAAAUUCAAACUACGUAAUUAUUGAUUCUUCUGAGUUUCUAAUUUCAUGAGGUAUUACAACAGCUAAACACCUUCAUUUACACAAAUUUUCGGAUUCGAAAGGGUCUUUGUUGUUCGAGAGAGGACACUUGAAUUUCUAUGCUUUUGCGUGACGCAGCAUCUAGCCGGCGGCGGGGAAAGCUCUUAUGUGGGUUAAAAACACUACCGAUUUUUUUUUUGGUGAUUUUGCUAUCUAAUUAUUUCUUGUCUCAGAAUAAAUAUAUGAGUUCUUCAAGCGAUGAAUUCACGCGUUUGUAGGAAAACUCAAAAGCAGAUAUCUCGGUUGGUUUCCGGCGGCCAUAUUUGUGCCCCUCAAAGGGACACCAACAUGGCGUCUCCAUACAAAGCUAUAUAAAUUUGGGUAAAACGUUUUUCCGAAUAUCUCGCAUAUAAAACAUCGCACAUACCUGAUUGUUGGUGAGGCCUUUUGUAUAUUUAUCACAGAUUCUGGACUUUCUGUAUUGAAUGGUUUUCAUUAUUGUUUUAUUUUUUCUAUGGCGUAAUUGUAAAACAGAGAAUGAAAGUUUGUCAUAUAUUCAAAUAAAACAUCUGAAAAAUGUUAUGGAGAAUUUGGAAAAAUGCAGGAGUUUUUGUUGUAACCAAUUAAAUAUACUCUUAUGAUUAAAAAGUUAAUUAAAACAAAAUUAAAGCCACAUUUGUGGUUUUGGUUUCCUAUUGAUAUAAAUGUUGCCAUAUUACACCCACGCUUUUUCUUCAUGUGAUAAGUUUGGAUUCUUAUUAUAAUUCAAGUUCCAAUUCGAAACCACAAAAAAUUCCCCCUAAGUCACGGUGGGCAGACCAUUUAGAGCUAGCAGUAAUUAAAGAACAUCACUCGUUUCUUUUUCAUUCUGCUCCAAUCUUUAAAGUUAGCAUUAAUACGAAAACCGGGUCAUUUGGUUUUCCACAGAUUACUUCUUUUUGGCGAAGAUCGUAAUUGCCGAUCCAACUGCAUCGUUCACUCUUGCAUUUCUGAAUGACGACAGCGAAAAUUAUAAAACUUGGGCCGCUGACUGUUUGACUCAGGUAAGCUGAGGAGCUCCGUUACAGUUUCUGCAUCUUGAGAAAAUUUAAUACUCAAGCUAUAUUUGAAGAUGAUGAACUUUGUAUGCCGCUGGUCACCGUUACUUAAUCCCAUAAAGAAGGUUAUCCAAGCAAUUACAUGUACAAUUCCAGCCAAUUCCAAAAUCAUUGUGACAAUCAGUGAAGCAGCGUACUAUUUUUAACAAUAGCGGCGUAAAAUCAAUAUCAUAACGGGAGCGUGCGCACCUAGUUAAUGACAUCUACGAUAUGCCCAUAAUUUAAGAAAUUGAAUUUUUUUUGCCUUGUGGAGGGAUAUCUUUCUUUUGCCUCAACAGUCGCAAAACAGUUUUAUUUGAAAGUGAAGUCGACGAUCAUGGCAAAUUGGAGUGGGUCUCGAGCAAAUAGCUAUCUGGUAAAAUAAAAAUGGUUGUUAGUUUUUCAUUUUUGCAAAGGCUUAAUUUAUGGAGCAAGGGUGGCGCAGUGGUGAGAGCACUCGUCCCCCAGUAAUGUGGCCGGGUACGAAUCCUGGCGUCGAUGCCAUGUGUUAAAGUUUGUCGUUAGUUCUCUCCCUUGCUCCGAGAGGUUUUUCUCCGGGUACUCCGGUUUUCCCGUCUCCUCAAAAACCACUACUUCCAAAUUCCAAUUCGUUCUGGAACGCACGGACUCGUUUCAAUGAGUUCUUCCGAACUUCUAAGUGCUCCGUGGGUAAACAAAUUACAAUUUACAAGUGAAAGAAGUAAUUUCGCUUGUUCGUCUUAAUUGUAAUCAGCAUUUUCAACAUUUUUCGCAACCUGUUCCGUUUAGAUAAGAGACGUUGUGCAGUUUGUUCCAGGAUUCCUUGACUUGAAGUUCAAACGUUUUCGGUGAGUACCAAAGUUAGUUUCAUAUGUAAGCUUCACAUAUUGUUGGCCAAUGACAGAUAGCUAAAUACCUAAGUGAUACCUAAGGGAAUGUUAAAUGAAUGUAUGCUGAAAUAAUCUCUGUUGUUUUUGUAUUAGACUGAGUACUGAUUCUAACAAACUGUCGGUGCGUGUUGAGGUCGAAAUACACUGUAUCAAGGAUGCUGCCGACUACAUAGAAGGGAAGCUACUUAUAUCCGUCAAAUCUAGGGAUAGUAUGUUCACAUCAUACAUGGACUUUCAGCAUCCUGGUAAAUGAGCCAGCUUUAAAAUUUCAGUUGUAUUUUAAUUCGAAAAAACAACAGGGUACUACAUAAUUCUGUAUUAUAUAUGCCGGAAACUAAAAGUACUGGAACAUAAUGUGCAUGUUACAUAUUAGGGGUGCUGGAUCACUGGAAAGUUUUACGAGUCACUUUAAAUUCGUCCUUUUUAGACGCGCCUUUUUAAUCAAUAACGUGGCUGUAAUGUUUUCUUAAAUCUCAAUUGCUUUUAUCUUUUAGUUUUUCUUAGGAUUUUUGGGUUUUCUAUUUUAACAUCUAGGACUUUACAUUGUAGUUUUUAAAUGUUGGUUUCAACUACGUAAAUAUAGCGCCCCUAGGUUCUUGGGAAAAACACUUCAUAAAUGUCUCAUUAUCAUGUCAUUAUUAUUAUUAUUAUUAUUAUUAUUAUUAUUAUUAUUAUUAUUAUGUCUAUUAUCACAGUCUUUGCUGGUGUUCUUUUUGUGCAUCAGCCGGGCGCAAACCAUGCACCUAGAGCGUCAGUCACUGAAGUCAAUCAUUCUGUUCAUACACCGAACACCUUUCUGAGGAUUCGUGCAGAUCCCAGCAUGCAGAUCUUUUGAAUCUCUGUCAUAGUAGCUCAAUUAUUAUUAUUAUUAUUAUCUCAUUAUCAUUCUUUUUGCUGGUGUUCUGCAUUGCACCAUAGUCACUCAAGUCAAUCAUUCUGUUCAUACACUGAGCACCUUUCUGAGGAUUCGUGCAGAUCCCAGCAUGCAGAUCUUUUGAAUCUCUGUCAUAUUAGCUCUUUCUGAUACUUUCUUGAUGUUUUCUACCAUACCCUUCUUCACUGUACCAAGCGCACCAACAACCACAGGGAUCACUACGGUUUUCAUAUGCCACAUUCUCUGUAUUUCUAGUUCUAGGUCUUUGUACUUGCAUUUUUUUUCAGUUUCCUUCAGUGCGAUGUUUCUAUCCGAUGGAACAGUCAUAUCAAUAAGUUUGCAGGUGGAAUUCACUGAAUCUUUAACGAUGAUAUCUGGUCUGUUCGCUGUUAUAGUUCUAUCAGUAUUGACUGGCAUGUCCCACAUGAUGGUGAUGUUGUUAUCUUUAUUGUGUAUCAAGGUCUCUGGUUCGUGUUCGUACCAUUUGUCUGUAAUCUCUAUAUCAUGAUCUUUACAUACGCUCCAAUGGAGAUAUGCUGCAGCAUUAUUGUGCCUGGAGAUGUACUCUGUUUUGGCUAAUACCUCACAUCCAGAUACAAUAUGGUCCACUGUCUCUUCAUGUUGCGAACACAAUCUGCAUUUGCUCUCCACUUGCUGGCCACAUAUUACUUUCUGGUAGUUUCUGGUGUUUAUUGCCUGGUCUUGAGCUGCAACAAGUAGUCCCUCUGUUUCUCCUUUCAAAUUACUUGACAACCAUUUGUUGGUGGUGACUGUGUCUACAUGAGGCUUCUCUAGGAUCUUUGGAUACUGGCCAUGCAAUGCUUUGUUUUUCUACUUUUCUUCUUUCAUUGACUUCAUCAUCAUUGUUAUUAUUAUUAUUAUUAUUAUUAUUAUUAUUAUUAUUAUUAUUAUUAUUAUGUAUAUACUCUCAGUGUUUAACAGGUAACCAGUUCCUGGUACAACUUACAUCCUACAACCUACCAACAACUAAAAAACUCGUCGGAGGAUUCGUGCUGUUCCUAAUAAGAUAGUCUUUUGAAUUUGAGCCACAGCAAGAUUCAUUCCUAUGCUUUCAAGAUGGCCGACUAAUCCUUUUGGGAUUGUCCCAAGUGCCCCUACAGCAACUCUAGUUUUGACCUUUCACAGUUUUCCUAAUUCUCUUGCCAGGUCUUGAUAUUUAGCAAUUUUCUCUUUCUCCUUCUGUUCCACCCUAGCGUCUCCUGGAACAGCUAUGUUAAUAAUUUGGCAAACUCCUUGUUGUUUGUCUACUACAACCAGGUCAGGUCUAUUGUGGUCAAGCUGGGGAUCAGUCUACAUGCUAAAAUCCCAAAGGAUUUUCACUUUCUCGGACUCUCAAGCUUCCAGGGACAUGCUCAUACCACUUGUCAGCAACUUCCAAUUUGUACUUACCGCACAGGCAUCAAUGGACACCUUUUGCAACACCAUCAUGUCUAACUUUAUAUUCUCUCUGAGCCAAUGCUGAGCAUUCACAAACUAUGUGGCUUAUAGAUUCCUGGGCACUCUUGCACAACCUGCAUUUUGAGCUCGCAGCCUGUUUGUCAAUCUUUGCCUGUUACUGCAUUGGUUCGAAAUGCCUGGUCCUGAGGCGUUGUUAACAAUCCUUCUGUCUCCUUAAAUUCCCCUUCUUUUAAACCACGUCUAAGAGAUAUUAUUUAUCACUCCUUCUGUAUGUCUUGCAAACUGGCCAGGCGAUGGUUUUUUCUUCCAAUCCGCCAUUCUCUCGUCAUUCGUUGCUUAUACUGCAAGUGAGUUACGCUUCAAAACGUGGCAGGUAGCUUUUAGCGGCAUUUCCUGACCCUGCAAAACAAAUGAUUCAAACUAAACUGUUCCAUGGUGACAGAAUCCACUGCACUUAUCAACCCACGUCCACCUUCCUUCCUUUGCAAGUAUAUUCUACUUGUGUUUGCUCAAGAGUUUAGAGCACCAUAGAUUGUGAACAGUUUCUUGCAUUCCUGUCAAUAGCUUCCACCUCCGUUUUCCUUCACUUCAAGAUACCUGCACUAACCUCAAGAGAGAUACAGCUCUUUCAUUAAUAGCUGCCACAAAAUUGCUUCCGUUCAACUUCGAUUUCAGAAUGGAUCUUAUCCUGUGAAAGUAUUACUUUGUCGGUUUUGCUUUCAUUUCCUCUUAAAAGAGAUCACCAGCCUCUAACACGCUCAGAUACUUAAAUCCCUCCCCCUGUUCCAAUGCGGAAAUUUCCCUGCCUUCGGAUAGCUUCAUGCUGUCAAAAAUGAUAAUUUUUCUUCUCUUGAAGAUUAUGCAUGCACACCUCUGAAUACCGAACUCCUUUGCAAUAACUUUAGGCCACACAACUUAAGGUCGUCCAAAAAUAGUGGGAAGUUAAUCCGAAUCUGGUCAUUGCGUAGGACAUACCCAGGCUUCAUCUUUCGGAGUAGCAGUGUCAUAGCAAUAGCAUAACGCAAUGGUGAUAGAGAGUCCUAUUCCUCAUUUGAUUCGAAUUUCGCCAAGCGACUCAUUGCUUGUUGAGGUCAAGACCUCCAUACUUCUUCCCAGGAGAUUUUGUACAUUCUUAGCAGCACCAACUAUGUGAGGCAUUCCAUGAUCCACGUGUGCGGGAGCAUGUCGUACGCCUUCUUAUAGUCAAUCCAUGCCAUCGCCAAAUUUGCCUACCUCCCCUUGCAAUCUUUUAUCACCAUCUUAUCAAUUAUCAACUGAUAUUUUGUUCCUCUAGAUUUUCUUCUACAGCCUUCUUGCUCUUCGGGGAAUAGUUUCUACCUCUCUAGAUGCUCAUAAAAUGAGAGCAGAUUAUUCCAGUGAGCCAUGUGCAAUUUAACGCCAAACGCGUAAUGGGUCAAUAGUUCCCAGGGGUGUUUUGCACUUAUCUUUCAUAAUUAAAACUGUUCUCCUGGCCGUCAUCGAAGAUGGUACUUUCCCAGUUCCAACCAUGCCUGAAGUUGUUCUGCAAUUCUGCUAUGUAGGCUGGUAACGUUCUUAAACCAAAAGCCCUGCAUCAGAUCAGGCCAGAGGCCUUCCAACUCGGAAUCCUCUUUAACUGUGUUUUAACCUCCUGAACUUUGAUCUCAAUAUUUCUUUUUGCCUUGGAAUAUCCUGAAACACUUCCCUCACAUCAUCUUAAAAUGCUGCUUUCUGAUUGUGGUGUGUUGGUUGGUCCCAGAUAUUACCCCAGAAAGCUAUAGGUGCAUCCGCAUCACUGGUCUCCUGUUCCUUCUGUGCAUCUCCAUCGCAGCUGAUGUCUGUUAUUGACAAACAGUCUGUUCUGCUUAUAUUGUCUGACUCUCCCUUGGUACCUUGGUACCUUUGCUAUUAAUUUCUGUUUCAGUUCCUCUAUUACAACAUAAACCCUUCUCUUGCAGGUGGUAUUUGCGCUGGAGCCUCGCCAUUACUCCCUUCUUCUUCAAUUAUUAUUAUUAUUAUUAUUAUUAUUAUUAUUCAUAAGGCAGAUUUGACGCCCCUGACUGUUUCUUUUUGUAUGUGGUGGUGGGGGGGGGAGGGGGUUGGGCUGGUAGAGGUUGCUAGAAGGCAUCUUUGCUGAUUUUAACUCCUUGUAAAAACUUGGUUUGAUGUAGUUUAUUUCGUCUUUUUUUUAGUGAACUCCACCUGUUCCUUCCCUGAGGCUCAUGUUAACCUCAACAAAACAGUUUCUGAAGCUACAGAGGUUUUGACGACCUGUAACAUGAUGCUCCGUGCAUACGUGACUUUGUGCAACUCAAAGAUUAACUCCAUUUCACAUGCAAGAUGGGAAAUAUUUUUUAUUUUGAAUGAAAACCAGCUUACGGACUCCUUGUUAAGAUAUGACGUCCAUAACGGCAGUGAAUAUUUAUUACAGCCAAUAACAUUUUGUGAGGACUGCUAUCCCACAUAUCUUUUUGUGACGUUCACUGCCCAAGUAAACGAGCUAGGCAUUAGAAAUGUGGAUGAUUUCGGCGUUCUCAAAAUUGUCCAACCAGAGCUAGUAGCAAUUAUAACUGGUCCCCAAGAAGCUAAAAAGGGGUUUGAGAUGGACGUCGUGCUAAACGCCUCUGAAUCAUAUGAUCCUGAUAUUCGCAGUGUGGGAACUUUGAGUUUCAUCUGGAAAUGCAAAAGAGACAAAGAGACUGAUUUCAAAGUGUGUAAACACGGGAGGACAGCUGCUAAUGGGAAACUCCUUUUUGUGGAUAUCAAUAGGUUGAAGUCUAAUCACACACACGAGUUUAAACUCCUAGUUUCAAAAGGAUAUCGGACAACUUCAGUAGUUCAUGGAUUAAAAGUGUUUCCCGCUAUAGACGUUAGAUUCAGGUUUGUAAUACAAAUGUCUCACAACAACCCUCGAAGACAAGCUUUUUGGAUUAUCAAGGGUCAAAUCUAAUCUCCAUGGCUUUACCUCAUUAAGUAAACUCGAAAAGGAUCAGUUUUCUGGAUUGAAUUGUGAUAUAUUUUUUUUGCUGGGGCGGACUGAGAACACUCCUUAAAAGUUAAACUUUCUCACAGCUGCAACCCCCUCUCGUCUUGGGUGGUCGUAGAAUAUCGGUUUCGGUAAAUGUAAAAAUUACUUUUGCACUAGUUUUGAAUAGUCUCAUUGGGUACUGUGGUGAGCAGAACCUACUAGCUCUGAGUAAGAGGGAAGUUAUCCGCUAGAAGAGCGGGGGUAGAUCGAGCAAACUAGCAAAAAGACCAAUUUAUAAACUAGUAUUCCAUAAAUACUUAAAAAUAAUUAGCAAAGUCAUAAAUCCAAAAACGGACGUCCUCAACACAAUUUAAACGACUUGGAAUACCCCCUUCAUCUGUAAUUUUGACCAAGGUACGAGGAUGAUUAUAUUUGUAAUGAUUUGAUUUGAUUUUCAGAUGCACGUCAAAUUGUGGAGGGAAAUUUAUUCAGUCUAAGCCCUUGAACCUCAACCUUGAAUGUAAGGGACACCUAUGCAAUAACGUGUCCAUGAUUACAUGGAAGAUCAGAGAAUACGAAACUGUGUACAAAGGCAGACACUGGCAAACAAUUAUCCAAAAAAGUCCACCAUUGAACAGUUUUGUUCUGAAUAAACUCUCUUGGAGUACUGCUGUAACGUACGCAAGGGAUAUUUCGGUCAAAGUUAAAGCCAUGAUUAAAAUCAAAGAACGAUAUGGAAUCAUUGACGAAGACCAUACUGAGGCAUUUCAUAUGAAUUCUCCGCCAAUUCAGCUAAAAAACGCCAAAAGUGGUUGUUUUGUUCAACCGGAAGAAGGGUUUGCCGUGGAAACCACUUUUAAUAUCACUUGCCUGGGAUGGCAUGACGAAGACAUACCACUAACGUAUGAGUUCGUUUAUAACACUAGCGUAGGCGCAGUUAUAAAUGCCCCAAUUACGGGCAUUGGAGUGAACAGGCUAUCAACAACACUUCCAGUGGGUGACAGGCUUCAGGAUUUCGAGUUCCCAGUAGAUGUACAUGUCAAGGAUUCAUAUGGAGAUUUUACUGUCAAAAGAGUAACAGUCAAGGUAUAAUUGUCAGAAUUGGUCCCAACGAGUUGUAAAAUGCUGGGAGUUUUCGUGAACUCGUAUCCAAACCAAAUAGAGGUCUUCAGCACUUCUGUUUCCUCCUAUGGCGUUCCUAGAUGCUAGGUGCACCGUCUAAUACAAGGUCUGCCAUUGUUUUGCGAGGAAAUGCCCCUAAACCGCCACCUGGUUAGCUCAUUUGGGAGAGCACUGGUCUGCUGAGCGGGGGGCAAAGGGUUCAAAACCUGGCCGGACCAACACUCAGGGUCUUUAAAUAUCUGUGAAGAAUUUGACAAUGCUGCCUUUGUACUGACAUCUGCAAACGGUUAGACUAAUCUUCUACGAUAAGGACGAAAAAGGUCCCGUCUCACAACACUUUCAGUUAUUUGUUUCCUGAAGGACGAAAAAGAACCCACACCACCGUUCGAAAAGAGUAGGGGACGUAGAAUGCAGUGGUGUCCAGCCUUUCCUGGGCUUGUUUGUUCUGUUUGGAGUUUUUAAGUAUUUUUUUUUCUGUUUUUAAAUUAGGUUCAACCCAAGAAUUCUGAAGAUGUCAACAAAACUUUGUACAGGAUUGCUUACAAAAAACCAACAGACUCAACUAUUUAA